Messenger RNA from Racocetra persica, 158 nucleotides. NCBI's taxonomy places the organism in Eukaryota, Fungi, Glomeromycota, Glomeromycetes, Diversisporales, Gigasporaceae. The record is from the annotation of a GenBank genome assembly.
AUCCAAAGACAAAAAAAAAUUUUAUUGCAUUUGGAAUGACAGUUGCGCUGAAUUAUUUUAACUCUUUAAAAGAGAUCAAUAUGGUUCCAAGUGAGGUUGUCGAACAAAUGAAUACCUUCCUUAAAAGAAUACAAGUCCCAAAUUGCGAAGAGUUGUAA